GUUUUCUUGCGCAACAGCACGCUGUGGCCGUCGUUGCCGUCGUUUUGUUACUAUUUCUAUUAUUGUUGCAUUGCUAUCGUCCACAAACGGUUGCCGUGCCUUCGACAAAAGAAGAGUAAGCGGUCGCACUGAAAAUACCUUCUCUUGCGCUUGGUAUUUUGUUGUUGUUGUCUGUUUUGUUUUCCUUUUGUCGUUUCAUCCCUGCAGCGUGAUGGCGGCACCGAAGACUCCGCUGUUCCUCGACUACACGGAUGUCGCGGUCGACAGCGACUACACCUGCUGCAUCUGCACGAACCCCAUGACGGUGGCCGUUAAGUCAGACACGUGCACGCACCACAUAUGUGACUCGUGCUCCAAGGUGUACCUCGCUCAGUGUCCCCUCUGCCGUUCCGCGCUUGUCUGGUCCUUCGAUGCGCCCUUCACCCUCAAGGUGAAGGCAGAGGUGCAGGCCGAACUGCUGCGGAAGACAGAGGAGCACCUGGCGGUUAUCUCCGAGCGCGUUGCCAAAGCAACGAUAGCCUUUAUCGCCGCGCGUCACUUACAACGCGAGAAGCUCAUCGUAAAUCUGAAAGCAGCCGCGGACGAGGUGAGGGCGGCGCACGACUUUUCCGUGCUGCCGGAACACGCGCAGUACCCGUCGGCGACGGUGUACCUGUGCCACUCCGACGAACAUCUCAGCCGUCUUGUCGACACAAACAACGUCCGCGUGUUGUCCAUUGCGUUUCCUUCUUUUAGCGGGAGUGCUUUGGAGAAGCACUUUACGGCACUGGAAGUUCUCUACAUCAGGAACUGCUCUGCGCUUCGCGAUCUUGCCGUGCUGGCGCACUCGCACGCGUUGCGCCACCUUGUCCUUCACAACUGCGGAGUACGCGAUUUGAGCGCCCUCUCCCACAGCAGCGACUCCCUCCACGUACUGCACCUGACGCACUGUCCGAACCUCGUGAACCUGGUUCCGCUGGCAACGUUGACACGCCUCCAAGAGCUGCAUAUCAUCGACUGCAAUCUUGUCACCGACCUGUCCCUUCUGUCUCCCGUAACGUCCCUCACCGUCGUCCACAUCGCAAGCACCGCUCUUCACAGCAUAGACGGCUUGCAAGGAAGCGCGCCUACGUUGGAAGUGGUAGACCUACGGUGCUGUUCUCUGCUGACCGACAUUGCGGCUUUGCAGCAGGCGCCUCGCUUGCAGGAGGUUUAUCUUGGCUACACCGCAGUGGACAUCAUCACCGCCCUCCAACCGAGCGCCGCCUCCAUUCACACCAUCGAUCUGGAGGCGUGUGUCGGGAUUCGCGACUUUGCUGUACUCGGCACGCUGCGUGCACUGCGCACGGCAAACCUCAGCUUCACCGCCAUCACCGACUUAGCCCCGCUGGAAAGCAGCGCCGCGACGCUUGAAGUGCUGGAACUAGAGGGGUGCUGCAACGUGUCCGACACCUCGCCACUUCGGCGCUGUACAAAUGUGAAGCGCUUGGUCCUCGCCGGCACAGGUGUCUCGCACACGGAAGUGGUGGAGCGACUUGCGCCUGGGCUGCGCUCGCUAGACGUGAGUGAUUGCCAGCGUGUGUUGGACGUACACGCUCUGGGCACGGCGCCGCUGCUCGAGGAGCUUGACCUUUCGCACUUGUCCGUCAACAGCAUCGCAGUGUUGAAGGCGUGCGCCCCGCAACUCCGUGUGCUUCGCCUUUCCGGAUGCGGCGAACUCACCAACUUAUCUCACCUCGCCGCGGCAGCGCGGCUGCAGUGCGUGCAUUUGGACCGCGUCAACUUCAGCAGCGUCGCUUUUCUGCAGAACGCGGCGGCCUCGCUGCGCGUGGUGGACCUCAGCGGCAACGAGAAGCUGGCCGAUCUUUCACCGCUCCGCAACGCCGCUGCCCUCGUGGAGGUGUAUCUUGCCAAGACGGCUAUUCGAAACUUGAAGCCACUGGCAGCGUGUGGCGCGACGCUGGAGGUGCUCGACGUGAGCGACUGCGCCCACAUUCAUCAAAUUGCGGAGCUCACCCAUCACACUCGCUUAAGGCGGUUGAUUUUGCGCAACACCGCGGUUGAUGCUUUCUCGGAGGCGGACGUGCCGUCGUCGUCGCUCGAAGUGUUCGACGCGCGCGGGUGUACGAAGUUGUCUGUCGUCAGCGCCCUAAAGAAGACGGCGAGCUUGCGCACGGUAUUGCUUGGUCAGACAGCCGUGUCCGACCUUGCGUGGCUGCAGCCGUCUGUCUCGACGCUGCAAAGCCUUGAUAUGGCGGAGUGCACUAACUUGCGCACCAUCGACGUGCUCACCGGAGCGACACACCUGCGUGAGGUGAAUCUGCGGAACACCGGCAUCCGCCACUUGGCCCCGCUUUCGAACUGCAUUCAAUCGCUCGAAGUCAUCAACCUGGACGGCUGCGCCAAUCUUGCCGCCGUGGACCUGCUUUUCCGCGGCGUCAAGCUACGCGAGGUGCGGCUGACGGGCACUCCCCUCCAUGAAAGUGCGGCAGCGCUUGCCAUACUGCCGACGCUGACGACGCUCAGCCUUCAGGGCGACAUCACAAUGGCCGCCAUCCAGGUGGCGCCUGCUCGCCUCACCCACUUUCAGGUGGAGAGCCCCCACGUGGUGACACUCAACGCGCUUCUGUGCUGUGCGCCGCUUCUAGAGGUGGUCAUCGUGUCGCGCUGCUCCGCCCUGUGCGACAUCUCGGCGCUCUCGGCGGCCACGAAGCUGCGGCGAUGCCAUGUUGAUCAAACCGCCGUCACCUCCAUCGCCGCAUUCGUGGCCAGCGCGGCGUCGCUCGAGGCAGUGGACAUCAGCCAGACCAGCGGAAUCACGGACAUCUCGCCGCUGUCGCGCGCAACGCGGCUGAAGGAGUUCCACGCAGCGUCCACCGUGUUUAGUGACGUUGAAGCGCUGCGGGCGUGCGCCUCCGAGUCGCUUGAGAUGCUGAAUCUGAGCGGCAACUCGCACAUCGCAUCCGUGGCCGCGUUGGCGCCGGCACCCAUGCUGCGAGACCUCAACGUCAGUGACACCAACAUCGUUGAUCUAUCCGCUUUGCUGUCCUCGAGUUUGCUGCUGGAGAACCUGCACGCGGAGCGGUGCCGCGGUCUGCGCGACCUGUCGUCGCUGUCGUCGCACACACAUCUGAGAGAAGUUGACGCGAGCGGCAGCGACAUCAGCAGCAUCGAUGGCCUGCGUAGAAGCGUCGCGGCACUGGAAAGUCUCCGAUUGCAGGGGUGCCGCGCGUUGACGGACCUUUACGCUCUCAUCCCCUGCACCAAGCUGCGCGAAUGUUGCUUGGAUUUGACAGGGGUGCAAAGCCUUACGCCCUUGUGGUCCACCGCGCCGUCCCUGCGCAUUCUGGGUUUGGGCGGCUGCGAGAAGCUAGGGGACAUCUCACCCCUUACCGAGGCCACGUCACUUGUCGAGGCCAAUCUCGCCGGGACAACCAUCGCAGACUUGGGUCCGCUCAGCGCAAGCCGCGCCACGCUGGAGAAGCUGAGCGUCAACUCAUGCUCCUGCCUGACGCGCUUCUCGGCACUGGAAAAGCACACAAACCUGCGGGAGGUGGAGUUCAAAAACACCAAGGUCGCUGACCUGUCGUUCCUUCGCUCCUCCUUGGGUUCGCUGGAGCUUAUUGACGUGCGCGGUGCGAAUGGUGUCGCUAGCUUAGAUCCUUUGAUCGGCGCCAAGAAGCUGCACACGGUGCGCCUGUCACAGACAAACGUGCGAAGCAUAGCGCCGCUGCGAGCGAGUGCGCACACGUUGAAGGAACUGCUUGUGGGUCGGUGUGCCAUCGCUGACUUUACUCCGCUCAACGAAGCGACGCAGCUGCGUACAGUCGACCUAUCGGAAACCCGUGUUCAAGACCUGCGGUGGCUGGUGAACAGCGUGCCAACUCUCACCACCAUCGCACUGAAUCGCUGUUUCAACCUUAGCAAUCUGUCACUCAUCGCGAGUGCGCCGCGACUGGAAAGUGUGGACAUCACAAACGUACCUUUAACGCAAAAGUAUGCAUUCCGUCCCCUGUGGCCCAAGCUGCGCGAGCUCCAAGCAGGCAACAGAAUCCCCGACGUCGUGCCUUCCAACGAUUUUUUCCCACUUGGGUUUCUCGAGUCGUGCGCGACACUCACAACUCUUACGCUUUCGGGUCUCUGUCUGAAAAACCUCCAUCUCCUCCACACGUGUGCGCCGGCGCUGCAAGCUGUCUUCCUGACCCACUGUCGCAACCUCGACGACAUUUCGGCCCUCUCUGGUGCUGUACACCUACGUUUGUUGAGUAUCCGACACGCUGCCAUCACCAGCAUUGAGGAUGCGCGCCCUAUUGCACCGUCGCUUGAGGUGGUGGACCUGACGUGCUGUUCCAGCCUGAAGAGCAUCUCUGCACUGUCGCAGUGUCAGAAACUGCAAAAGGUGUUCCUCUAUGGAUGCAUUUCGCUGCAGAGCAUUGAGCCGCUGCGCUCGAGUGCGGCGACGCUACGUGUGGUGAAUCUGUCCAUGGCAGUUCAUGUACCUUUGUUGGAAUCGCUGGCAGCCGCCAUGCACCUCACCUACGAUCCCGUGGACGACGCGAGCAUCGUCAGCUGCGAAGCGCUGCGUAACAGCGCCGCCGCCCCCGCCACUGCGUCGGCGACGCAAAGUAGAAAUACUCCGGACACAUUGGUAGAUGCCGCAGCUCCGCAACCUGACGACGUGCGUGUUGGCCGCAGCGGUGCUGGCCGCAACCUAGCUUUCCGUUCCGGCGGCACAAGACGUCGUAGGUACUGA
This is a messenger RNA of Leptomonas pyrrhocoris, 4732 nucleotides long. RefSeq lists its product as hypothetical. Lineage: Eukaryota; Euglenozoa; Kinetoplastea; Trypanosomatida; Trypanosomatidae. The coding region runs from base 212 to 4732 and encodes 1506 amino acids. The transcript has a single exon. The record is from RefSeq and is a predicted model, not a curated record.